UCCUCCCCCGAAGUCAAAUAUGUUGAAGACAUGACUCAGUCCCUCCCAGAGCGUCCCGAGUCUCCAACAAGUCCUGAUGUUCGCGGCUGUAACGUUCCUCCUCCUUGUGGGCCAAGCCUGGAGCCAGGUUCCAGACCAAGUCCUGGUACCAGGCGGAACUGGUGCUAAUGCCGUGGAGUUUGUAUCUAACCUCAUCCGAGACUCAUGCCUCUUCAAGGAUGACCUGUUGUUCCUCAGACGCCUGGCCUAUGUGGCGUCCCAUGAUGGGACAGACGCCAAUACCUACAGAGCUGGCUACGAUGGCGGAAUCUGGCAGAUUGACCAGGACAAAUUCAACCAGAUCAAGAGCUCGGCCUCAAGCACUGACCUGAUCGGUAAAGUCCGGUCUCUGUUCAACAUCGACUGGAGCACGGUUCAGUGGUCAGAUCUCAGAAAGCCUCUGUACUCCGGGCUCGCUGCUGCUCUCUACCUGUCUACCAUUACCGAGUCCCUCCCUCAGGGUGUGGAGAAUCAAGGCUCUUUCUACAAGAAAUACUUCCGCGAUGACCCCCAUUCUCCACACAAUUUCUACACCGCUUCUAAACAACUUGAUUCCAGAACCCGGUCUGCGAGCAGUGCAGCCCCAGUGUCAUGUCUCGACGCCCUGUCGGGGAGAACGGCGUACUUAGUGUUAAAUCCAUACACCCUGACGGUCAGCUGCCCAGCCGGUUCCGUCGCAUACAUGCCAGACACCACCGACCAGACAAAAUUUGUGUUGUGCAGAGCCAGUCUCCCAACGCUCUUCUUCCAGUGUCUCCCCCAUUACAUCUACAGCCGCGACCCCAACGUCAACUCCUGCGUCCGCGGGGAAGUAAUCCCACCCACAACUGCACGGCCCCUGGUCACCGAAAAGCCUGUCCCCCACCCGACCAUGCCCGACCAUUCUUUUAACCCCUGCGGGAAUUCUGACCGUGAUAGAAUUUUCUACCGUGCCCAUCCCACAGAUGUGCAUAAGUAUUACCAUUGUGAUGAGGUCGGCAAUGCUUUCUUGAAGGUAUGCCCCGAUGGUAAGCUGUGGCAUCAGGAGUACCUGCAGUGCCUUCCCCAGGGACUGUUGAUUGGUUGAUUGUUCACACAGUGACUGAGCCAGGGACUGUUGAUUUGUUGAUUGUUCACACAGUGCCUGAGUCAGGGACUGUUGAUUGGUUGAUUGUU
Haliotis rufescens (red abalone) is the source of this 1194-nucleotide messenger RNA. RefSeq lists its product as uncharacterized. The record is from RefSeq and is a predicted model, not a curated record. Gene Ontology annotation, molecular function: chitin binding. The transcript has 4 exons. The coding region runs from base 77 to 1105 and encodes 342 amino acids. Gene Ontology annotation, cellular component: extracellular region. Lineage: Eukaryota; Metazoa; Mollusca; Gastropoda; Lepetellida; Haliotidae.